UCGCUCUUUCUUUCUCGAAAAAGGAAAAAUCAAAGCAAAAUGUCGAUGGAUUCUGCUGUUUCUAUUGGGUGGGAUGUCUUGAAGUGGGUAGUUGUUCCCGUCAAGCGCCAAUUCGGAUACGUGAUCUCCUCCAAGAGCUACGCCCAGGAUCUUCAGAAGGAGGUCGGGAAGCUGGCGUACGAGGCUGAUAUGGUCCACAAUGACGUGGAAGUGGCCAGAAACAAUAGCCGGGAGGUCUACAGUCAUGUCGUGGAGUGGCGGGCAAAGGCUGAGAAGGCCUUGAAGGAGGCGCGAGACCUGUUGGGCGACUUCGAAAAGGCGAGCAAGACUUGUUGCUAUGGGAGUCUUCCCGAACCCUGUUGUCGCUAUCAGUUCAGCAGGAAGGCCAAGCACAUGAUCGAGGGCAUUCAGCAACUCGCUCAAGAAUUUAGUGAAUUCAAGUAUAUUUCCUUCAGUGGUACUGCUCCAGGGAAUGCGGCUGCUUCGACUCCGGCCAAGAGAGAAGGCAAAGAUGUCGUCCAGUCGACCAUAUCGAUGGCCUCAGCUUCUUUUGCCUCGAUGUCAAUUAAGCUUAAGGACGACGGCAUGGUCCAAUCCAGAGAAUUGAUCAUGCAGGAGAUCAUGGCUGCUCUUGCUGAUAACAACAAUAGCGUGGUCGGGAUUUACGGAAUGGGCGGGGUCGGCAAGUCCACCCUAUUGGACGACGCCGAAAGGAGGAUAAAGAAAGCGAAGUCGUUUGAUUGGGUCGCUAAGGCCGACGUGUCGGAAAAUCAAGACGUCAAGAGGAUUCAAGGAGAGAUUGCGCACGCGUUGGACCUGGACAUAAAGGAUGUGGAGUACGUCAAUUCGCGAGCGGAACGUCUGCGCACGAGGUUGGAAAAGGAGGUGAGGGAGAAGAAGAAGGUGCUCAUAAUACUGGACAACCUGUGGAAAGGGCUUGACUUGAAGUCAGUAGGCAUUCCUUGCGGACACAACAACAAAGUCAUAGGAUGCAAGUUGCUGUUGACGUCAAGAUUUCAAGAUGUUUUGCGAAGGGAAAUGGGCUGCGACAGGGACUUCCUCCUCGAUGCGCUGAAGGAGGAAGAGGCAAAAAGAUUGUUUGAGAGGACGGUGGGCGACAAAGUUCAUCACGAUCCGUUCAAAUCCCUGGUGGAUGAAGCACUCAACAAAUGUGCAGGUUUGCCUUUCCUAAUUAUUGCAAUGGCGAAUGUUUUUAGAGACGCCGAUUUUCGCGAAUGGAAGGAUGUUUUGAGACAAAUUGAGAUGUCUACCAACAAAGGAAUCAGUGAAAGAAUAAACGAGAUGCUGCAGUUGAGCUAUAAUCGUUUCAAAGGGGAAGAUGGCAAGGAGGUGAAGUCAUUGUUACGGCUAUGUGUCGUUUAUGGUGUCUCUAAGCCCUCUCUUGAAAACUUGCUGAGGUACGGCGUGGGUUCGAGGUUAUUUCGAGAAGAUAGCAGCAUGGAAGAAGUGAGAGACAGGUUGAGCUCACUGAUCCGAACCCUGAAAGCCUCAUCCUUUUUGUUAGAAGACGAUGAAGAUGUUGAUGGUUUCAAGAUACACGACUUGGUUCGAGGAUUCAUUGCCUCAGUAGCUUCAAGUGAUGACCCUCUUCUGGUGUUGAAAAAUCAUGAUAAGCCGGCGAUAGAGUUGCCGAAGGAUAAGCUCAAAAGUUGCACAGCGGUGCGGCUCACUCGUUCACCUUCGCCGUUUCAGUUCUUGGAGAACUUACACACUCUGUGCCUAAAUGGUUGUUCGUUAGAUGAUGUAGUCAUGAUUGGCGAGCUAAAGUGGCUACGUGUUCUCAGCUUUGCGAACUCCAAAAUUCAACGAUUGCCAAAAGAAAUUGGACAAUUGGUGGAGCUGCGGUUGUUAGACUUAAACCAUUGCUCAAAACUUGAGAUAAUUGAACCGGGUGUUCUUGGGAGCUUGAUGAAAUUGGAGGAGUUGUAUAUGGAGAAUAGUUUUGAUCAUUGGAAUGCCGUGGAGCAAACUCCACCCACUAAUGCCGGGCUUAUUGAGUUGAAUAACUUGAAGAAUCUCUGCACUUUGCAUGUGUCCAUUCUUGAUCCGAGUGUGCUCCCGGAGGAUCUAAACAUCGAGAAACUAACCAAGUACCAAAUCCGGAUAGGUGAUGUGCCACAUUGGCGAAGUCGCAACGGUUCAAGUACAUUGGAGCUUCAGUUGGAUCCAAUGAGCGAUAUUCUACGGAAAGGAUGCAUACAUACUUUAUUAGGCAAAACUGAUGGUCUCUUUUUAGACAGAUUAAAUGGAAUUGAGCAAAGUAUUUGCGCGUUAUCACAUAAAGGCUUUCCGAAAUUAAAGUACCUACGGGUCGAGAAUAGUCCCUCCGUCCAUUACGUCCUCCAAUCACCAUCACAUACAGAGUUUAAGAUGUUGGAGUCAUUACUUCUCGAUAGCCUCAUCAACUUGGAAAAGAUAUGCAACAACCACAUCUCCUCCAAUUCCUUCAGUGCAUUAAAGGUAGUACGAGUUGAAAACUGCGACAAGAUGGAAGUUUUGUUUCCUCUUUCAUUAUUGAGAGAACUUCCACACCUUGAAGAGAUCCAAGUUGUUAGAUGUCACUUAAUGCGGGAGAUUGUAGAAGUGGAUGAUUGUGGCAAACUUGAGUUGCGGAAUUUGCAUGUCUUGAAAUUGCGUGAUCUGCCGAAUAUGAAGAACUUUUGUACCGCCGGGAUGGCUCCUUCAAGUUGUACAUCAAACGACCAUGUUGGCACUCAAGUUGCAUUCUUCAACGGGCAACGGAACUCCACCAAAUAG
Messenger RNA from Rhodamnia argentea, 2778 nucleotides. RefSeq names its product disease resistance protein At4g27190-like. NCBI's taxonomy places the organism in Eukaryota, Viridiplantae, Streptophyta, Magnoliopsida, Myrtales, Myrtaceae. The transcript is spliced from 3 exons. Gene Ontology annotation, molecular function: ADP binding; ATP hydrolysis activity. Bases 40 to 2778 code for a protein of 912 amino acids. The record is from RefSeq and is a predicted model, not a curated record.